Messenger RNA from Priapulus caudatus, 1757 nucleotides. RefSeq names its product DNA mismatch repair protein Msh6-like. The record is from RefSeq and is a predicted model, not a curated record. NCBI's taxonomy places the organism in Eukaryota, Metazoa, Priapulida, Priapulimorpha, Priapulimorphida, Priapulidae. The transcript has 2 exons. Bases 330 to 1757 code for a protein of 475 amino acids. Gene Ontology annotation, molecular function: protein dimerization activity; DNA-binding transcription factor activity.
UUCGCCGGAGAGGCCAAUAAGCUACUUGCGGCAGAGAUGCGGUGAGACGGGCGGGCAGUCAGGCAGGCGGGCAGCAGCAGCAGCAGCAGCAGCGGCGGCAGCGGCGGCGGCAUCUCUCACCGGCAGCAAGCAGCUCUAGUGUGUGUCCGCGUGCGUGCGCGCACGUGUAUUUAUUUCUACGUGUUUCGCCGCGAACGAUACAUCGUCAGCGUCGUCGUCAGCGUCAUCGUCGUCGCAGACGUCAGGUAACCCCAGGUACCUCGCAGAGGAUGUCGGCCCGGUCGCCGUUCGAGCAAAUCGGUGAUCUGUGACGUCACACCAAGGUCGGCAUGACGUCAAAGACGCUGUCGCGUCGCUGCGCCGAGCCAGGCGUCGGUUUUCGCGUCGCCGCAUUGAUAGGCAAAGAUGCGAGUGCCACCGACCCAAAGAUGGUGGUCGCCAAGGACUCCAAUAUGGCGAUCAUCAGCGUCGACCCCAAGAUAGCGGCCACCAAAGAACGCAAGAUGGCGGCGACCGACAAGUCGUUGGCGAGACGCUCGCGAACGACGUCUAGAAACGCGCAUGCGCAGACGCUCCCGCUCACGACCGCCGUCGGCCACCGAGAGAUCAAAGUGGAACCGCCCAGCAGCUCCGCCAAGGAAGACAAAUCAACAUGGCCACCACAACCGCGGCGAUUCUGGUGCGUUGCCGACGACCGGAAGCCGAGCGACGACAGCGCCGGAACAGCGGCAGGAACGUCGCCAACGACGUCGGACGGCGACGGAUUCCAUGCGUCGGCGACGACGGAUCAACAGACGUCGCCGCGGCGAAACAAACGCAAGUCGUCCGACCCGCGUAAGCUGCCAGUAAAACGAGUCCGCGACGCCGCCGCCGCCGCCGGCGACGACGACGACGACGAUGAUGACGAUGCCGACGACGACGCGAAGAUGACGUCGUCGUCCGUCGGCGGUCGGCCGUACCACGCGUCGCAAUGUCGACUGCAUUCGUCAAGUCACAGCGAGACCGACAGUGACUACGGCGGCCGCAGCAGCAGCGGCCGCAGCUGCGAAGGGAGCGUGGGCGUGCCGCCGCCAGAAGUAAUCCGAAUACCGACGGUGCCGAAAUCGAGGCUGCUGAUGCAGCAAGACGACGUCGGUACGAACUGCGUCGUCGUCGGACUACACACGUCGGCAAAUUCCAGUCGCGCGCCGACGACGACGACGACGACGACGACGGCGACGUUGCUGCCGACGUCCGUUAGACUUCCAGAGCCGACAGCCGACAAGAAACGGGGGAAGCACGUCGCCACGUACGCCUCCAGCCGACGGCGGGCUCCGAGCGACGACGACGACGACGACGAUGACAACCCUGCCGACGACCACUUCCUUCACGCUAGCGACGACGACGACGACGACGACGACGAUGACGACGACGACGACGACGACGACGACGACGAAACGGAGAACCGUCGGCAACAUCGACGCCAUCACCAUCAGCAACAGCGGCCGAAGCAGCGGAACUAUAAGAACAUGAGUAGAGACAGACGCGUGGAAGCUAACGCGCGCGAACGCUCCCGCGUGCAUACGAUAUCGGCUGCCUUCGAGUCGCUCCGGCGCGCAGUUCCCUCUUUCUCCUACAACCAAAAACUAUCGAAGCUCGCCAUCCUGCGUAUAGCUGCCUGCUACAUCAUGGCGCUCUCCAAGCUUUCUGACCUCGAGAGGAGGUGGGUGGUCCGCGGCAGGCAGGAGAGGGAGGAGGAGGACAGGAGCGAGGUGUAG